UCAUUGGCUACUUUGUGUCGAUUCUGGAACUUUCUACCGACGUCACUGAGCGGAACAGCGUUGGGUUGCCGGCAUGCUCGUCAUUCAUCAGAAAAGGUUGGAGUGACUUGCAGAACGAAAAGCGAGACGGAAUCUGUAAUAGCAUUUCUCUCGUACAGGAAUCAUGGCCAAGGUAGCAAUAGGAAUUGAUCUCGGGACCACCUACUCCUGUGUGGGUGUCUUCCAGCAUGGCAAAGUAGAAAUCAUUGCCAAUGAUCAAGGAAACCGAACAACGCCAAGUUAUGUGGCAUUCACAGAUACUGAGCGUUUAAUUGGAGAUGCUGCCAAAAACCAGGUGGCUAUGAAUCCAGAGAAUACCAUUUUUGAUGCUAAACGACUGAUUGGGAGGAAGUUUAACGACACCGCUGUACAGUCGGACAUGAAACACUGGCCAUUCCAUGUAGUUAAUGAUGGCGGCAGACCCAAAAUAGAAGUUCAGUACAAAAACGAGAAGAAAUCCUUCUACCCUGAAGAAAUCUCUUCAAUGGUGUUGACAAAAAUGAAGGAAGUAGCAGAGGGGUAUCUAGGAAAAAAAGUCAGCGAUGCAGUUGUAACUGUGCCAGCCUAUUUCAACGAUUCUCAAAGACAGGCCACUAAGGAUGCUGGAACCAUUUCAGGGCUCAAUGUACUACGUAUCAUCAACGAACCAACAGCUGCUGCUAUAGCGUACGGUUUAGAUAAAAAGACAGUAGAAGAGAAGAAUGUGUUAAUCUUUGACUUGGGAGGGGGAACCUUUGAUGUGUCCAUUCUCACCAUUGAGGAUGGUAUCUUUGAAGUCAAAUCUACCGCUGGAGACACCCAUUUGGGAGGAGAGGACUUUGACAACAGAAUGGUGAAUCACUUCAUUCAGGAAUUCAAAAGGAAAUUUAAGAAUGACAUUUCUGGCAACAAGCGUGCGGUUCGGCGGUUGAGAACAGCCUGUGAGAGAGCAAAGAGAACCUUGUCAUCAAGCUCACAAGCAAACAUUGAAAUUGAUUCGCUGUACCAAGGUGAAGAUUUCUACACAACGAUCACAAGAGCUCGUUUUGAGGAGCUGAAUUCGGAUCUUUUCCGUGGUACGCUGGAGCCAGUGGAAAAGGCCUUGAGGGAUGCCAAGCUGGACAAGGGACAUAUCAAUGAGAUUGUGCUUGUUGGGGGAUCAACUCGUAUUCCAAAAAUCCAGAAGUUGCUCCAGGAUUUCUUCAAUGGGAAAGAACUAAAUAAAAGCAUCAACCCAGAUGAGGCUGUAGCAUACGGUGCAGCUGUCCAGGCGGCCAUCUUGACCGGUGACAAGUCUGAGGAGGUUCAGGACCUCCUGCUGCUGGAUGUUGCCCCACUGUCCAUGGGUAUUGAGACUGCAGGCGGUGUGAUGACAGCUUUGAUAAAGAGGAACACAACCAUUCCUACAAAACAGACCCAGACCUUCACCACAUACUCAGACAACCAACCAGGCGUGCUGAUCCAGGUGUACGAGGGUGAGAGAGCGAUGACCAAAGACAACAACCUCCUGGGCAAAUUUGAGUUGACUGGAAUUCCCCCUGCCCCACGAGGGGUGCCUCAGAUUGAGGUGACCUUUGACAUCGAUGCUAAUGGGAUCCUCAAUGUGUCGGCAGUGGACAAGAGCACAGGAAAAGAAAACAAAAUAACCAUCACUAAUGACAAAGGUCGUCUUACAAAGGAUGACAUUGAGCGAAUGGUGCAAGAGGCAGAGAAGUACAAGGCUGCUGAUGAGGAUCAGAAGAACCGUAUCCAGGCCAAGAACGCCCUGGAGAGCUACGCGUUCAACAUGAAGAGUACGAUGGAGGAUGACAAAGUGAAGGAGAAGGUGUCUGAAGAAGACAGGAACACAGUGGUUGAGAAGUGCAAGGAAGUCAUCAGCUGGCUGGAUGCUAACCAGCUCGCUGAGAAGGACGAGUUUGAGCAUCAGCAAAAGGAGCUGGAGAAGAUUUGUAACCCGAUUGUGACCAAGUUGUAUCAGUCUGGUGGUGCCCCAGGGGCAGGAGCUGGAGGCAUGCCCAACUUUGGAGCUGGCGGCCCAACCCCAGGGGCUGGUGACACUGGAUCAUCCGGAGGUGGCCCAACAAUUGAGGAAGUUGAUUAAAGACAGUGGACACUAGAACACGCACGAUUGAUCCCAAAUCUGAAAUCUUGCAGGAAAAUAAGCGAGAAACCAACCCUUGUACAUUUUAGCAAUCCCAUGAAUUUAUGUAAAAUAAACAAACAAACCUCAAUCUAUUCCAAACGAGCCCUUGUGGCCAUAGUCCAUGUAAUACCCAUUGCUUUGGAGUGACGACCUUUGAGUUUGUGAUAGCUUCUGACGAUGCACCUCCAAUUUUACAGUAGCUACGUGUAGGAUAAACCUUGGAAAAGUCAAGCAUCUUCAAUUGAUGCAAUAUAGACUAAACUUGACCAGUAUAAUAGAUCAAUGACCAACGCAUUAAAAUACACCAGUUCAAGAUACUUAUUUUUCCAGUGUUAUUUUAAAUCUUCAGUUCAAGUUUGACUGCAGAUGUGCCAUAAUUAUGCUAGGGAGUGCUCUGUUGGGGUUUUUUUUUUUUUUU
Messenger RNA from Liolophura sinensis, 2579 nucleotides. RefSeq names its product heat shock cognate 71 kDa protein-like. The transcript has 7 exons. The record is from RefSeq and is a predicted model, not a curated record. NCBI's taxonomy places the organism in Eukaryota, Metazoa, Mollusca, Polyplacophora, Chitonida, Chitonidae. Gene Ontology annotation, molecular function: ATP-dependent protein folding chaperone; ATP binding. The coding region runs from base 164 to 2119 and encodes 651 amino acids.